GUUAUAUAUAUCCAAUGAACUAGGAAGCAAAGGCAACCAGCCUUUCUCCAUCUACAAUCUUGGAAUCCAAUCACAUAACUCCUGAAGUUCACAUUGAAAAUCCAAGAAAUCCCAAAAGGAGAAAAAAGAACACACCAUGAAAUCCCCCCAAUCUUCUCCGAAAUCGAAAACCGCUCUUCUCGAUAAUGAAAAGGAGGAAGUACAAGAACCUCCAAUGUUUAGCACCACCAAGAACAAAUGCCAAAAACUAGCAUUCAUCCCACUAGUUUUCCUCAUUUACUUUCAAAUCUCCGGCGGCCCCUAUAACACUGAGUCCACUGUAGGUUCCGGGGGGCCUUUCAAUGCCAUCCUUGGCUUUCUCCUCUUCCCCAUCAUCUGGAGCAUCCCUGAGGCCCUUGUCACUGCUGAGCUAGCCAGCACCUUUCGUGGCAAUGGCGGCUUUGUUAUAUGGACUCACCAAGCCUUUGGUCCAUUUUGGGGCUUCCUCAUUGGUUUCUGGAAGUUCUUUAGUGCUGUCAUUAACUUAUCUUCCUACCCAGGUCUCUGCAUAGAUUACAUUGAUCCAAUGCUACCAACUUUGUUGUCACACUUGCCUCACUAUUUACUCAUCUCUCUUUCAACCCUCUUACUCUCAGUUUUUAACUUCAUUGGUCUGCCUACAGUUGGCUAUGCCGCAAUAUCUUUAGGGAUUUUAUCAUACUUGCCAUUUAUAGUAAUUUCUGUUUGUGCAAUUCCCCAAAUUGACCCUAGCAAAUGGGUUUCUUCUGGCCAGAUUAGCAGAAAAAGAAAUUGGCCAUCGUUUUUUAAUUCGUUAUUUUGGAACUUAAAUUGUUGGGACAAUGUUAGUACUUUAGUUGGGGAAGGUGUUAAAAACCCCCCCAAAACAUUACCAAAAGCAUUUCUCGCAGCUGGGUUGUUGACUUAUUUGACUUCCCUAAUACCUCUACUAGCUGCAAUUGGUGCCAUGUCUCUUGACCUAGAUGAUUGGAAUGAUGGGUUUUACACAGUUGUGGCAUAUAAAAUUGUGGGGAAAAGGUUCGCAAAAUGGGUUAGGGUUGGAGCCUUUUUGUCUGGCAUUGGUGUCUAUCAGUCCCAAUUGAGCAGUUGUUCACACCAGCUUUUAGGCAUGGCUGAAUUAGGGUUGUUGCCUGGACUUUUUGGGGCGCGGUCAAAAUUGUCCGGCACUCCUUGGGUGGGAAUUUUGAUAUCAGCAGUGAUAUCAAUCUUGGUUUCAUACAUGAAUUUUAAGCAUGUCACAUCUUUAGUGAAUGUCUUGUUCAGUUUGAGCAUGCUAGUCGAAUUUUCGGCUUUUAUAUGGUUGAGGGUGAAGCUUCCGGAUUUACAGAGGCCCUUCAAACUUCCAGUUACAAGGCUGAGAGGGCUGAUAGCAGUGCUCUUUAUUCCGUUUGGAAUUUUGGUGUAUAUAACUUGUGUUGGCACAAAAGUUGUGUACUUGGUGAUUGCUUUGCUGACCGUGUUUGGGAUCAUUUCGUACUUCUCCAUGAAGAUUUUCCAGGCUAAGAUGUGGCUUGGCUUCAACCAUGUUGUGGCAAAACUAGCAGAUUAUGAAGAUUUGGGCUACUAUGGCCAAUUUAUGAAGAAGUGAUGCAAAUAUUCAAUAUAUCAAGAACGGAGCUGACUGGUUGUACAUUUUACGCAUCCCUGUCAACUUGAUAAUUUAUUAAAAUAAUAAUGUAAAUUUGUGUUAUGAUUAAGCUAUCAAUAUAUAAGGUGUUUAUUAAUUUUGUU
This is a messenger RNA of Malus domestica (apple), 1749 nucleotides long. Its product is annotated as probable polyamine transporter At3g13620. The record is from RefSeq and is a predicted model, not a curated record. Gene Ontology annotation, molecular function: transmembrane transporter activity. Lineage: Eukaryota; Viridiplantae; Streptophyta; Magnoliopsida; Rosales; Rosaceae. Gene Ontology annotation, biological process: transmembrane transport. Gene Ontology annotation, cellular component: membrane.